AUGAAGGUUUACCUGCCACUGGGCAUUGAAAGGAGCACAAGAGUUGUGCAGAAGGAUCAGAAUCCAAUCUGGAAUGAGACUUUGAUGUGGUAUCUGGACCAGGAGCUUCUGGACAACAGUUCUUUUGCCAUCGUUAAACUCCUUGAAUGGGGCACAAAAAUCCAAAACAGGGAUUUUGGCAGUGUGGAAGUUGCCUUAGGAGGAGCAGCUGAAAAACCAAAUGUCAUGAUGAUAAAGAAAAAUCAAAGUCUGCGAAAUAACAGUCUGCAGCCAACCGGGGCUUCUGGCAUAGAAGAAUUUACUCUCAAAGAAAACGAGGCACCUCAAGUACCAGCUCCAACAUCAACCACCACGAAAGAGCUUUCCAACAAGAAACAACUGUUCCAGGUGCGAGUUAUCAUCAUCGAAUGUAGACAACUGCAAGAAAACAACGUCAAACCGGUGGUGAAAACCUUUGUUCAAAAUUUCAACGAGACGCCUCUUCACCUUUUUGAUCAGUUUAUUACCAUACAGAUUGAGAUGGGACUUGUAUAUGACUCUCCAGGUCAUGCUAUGAUUUCCAAAUGGUUGAGCCUCUAUGAUCCAGUGAAUCUCAAUGCUGGAUUUAAGGGCUAUGUGAAGGUCACCCUUUGUGUCCUGGGAGCUGGGGAUCGUGCACCGGACUUGGACCGGCCAGCAGAGACUGGUGAUUUAGAAUCCAAUCUGCUACAGCUGGCAAGUGUGCCAGCUGCACGCACAGCCUCCCUCCAGCUGUACAUCUACCGAGCAGAAGAUGUCCCACAAAUACAAGACGACACAGUGACACCUUUCACGGCCCCACCUGUGGAUCCUCUCAGCAUCUCUGUGGACCCUUCCCUGGAAGUUAAUUUUGGAGGACGAGUGCUAAGGACCAAGGUCAUUCUUGGAGACACCAACCCUGUGUGGAACCAGGUGCUCUGUUUUCCCAUGCAGGAAGAAGGGACCACGUAUCGUGGAAGAGUUCUUAUGGAGCUGCGGACUCUCAGGGAACCAAUACCAGUUCAGAAAAUUGAAGACAUCCCUGGAGAAACUGUUAAAAAGAUGCAGUAUUUCUUGCCUCAGUUCCGAUAUGGUCUAUGCGUUGUUUUUUACUCUGCUACCAUGUUGGCUGAUAUCACGGAACCAAUCCAGUUUGAGGUCAGCCUAGGGAACUACGGGAACAAAUUUGAUGAGACCUGCAAACCAUUUGCCUCCACCACUCAGUACUGCCAUGCUGUCUAUGAUGGUAACUUCUACUAUUACCUACCAUGGUAUGACACUAAACCCAUGGUGACCAUCACUUCCUUCUGGGAGGAUGUUAGCUACCGCGUUGCCUGCACAAACACCCUCCAGUUCAUUCAUGAGAGGCUGAAAAAGAAUCUGGAUACUCUUAAAACCAUCCUCCAGCCCCAUGACCCAUUGGUGGCUGUUGUUUGGAAGAAGCUUCAGAAAGAGUUGGUCGAAGACUGCAAGAAGCCUUUGCCAGCUUUGGACAUCCAGAAAGCUGUGACCGUCCUCGAUAAACAGCUGUGGAAGCUACGGGUUCGGGUACUUCAACAAAUCGGCAAGGCUGCAGAGAAGACCAACUGGAAAACCCCCUUGCAGAAACUCAUCCCUAAAGUUGAGGGGUGGCUGAAUCGGAUUGCUUCCGUCGCAGUCGAGACUCAAAUAAGUAUCCCCGAUGUGAUGAUCUGGAUGCUGUUGGAUGACCAACGUGUGGCCUAUGUGCGGGUGAAGUCCCAGUCCAUAAUGUUCUCCAAAGACGGCCCCUAUGCCAAAGGCAGGCUUUGUGGCAAAACUCAUACCCUUUUCCUAAAGGGUAUGCAAAGCAAAAUGAAUUAUGACCCCAUCCCUGCCGUGCUCCGGGUUCGAAUGUGGAUGGGGCGGAUGGCUGACUGCGCAGACUUCAUGAGAUGUUGCGAAGGGAGGAUCGCGGUCUACGCAGAAACGUAUGAAAACCAAAAGAAGACACACGGAAUAUGGGGAGUCAUGGAUCUUAUGCCGCACCCCAACUUUUCAGAUGUGACUGGACAGGUCAGCCUCCCCAAAGACACGUUCCAGCUACCCACAGGUUGGCAAUGGGACAGCGAGUGGGCUGUGGAACCCCAAAGGAGGCUGUUGCUGGACAAAGAGACCAACUAUUCCGAAGUGAUUCAGGAAGUUUACGAGAACCAGAGUCGACAGCCUAGCCGUCGAUGGAAACCAGCCAGGGUCCCUUACAGCAACGCGAGUGGGGUUCCUGCUCCCCGAAAAGAAGACAUCUUGUGUCCUCCUGGAUGGGUCUUUGUAGAAGAAUGGAAAGUGGAAUUGAACCGGGCUGUGGACGAUGCUGGAUGGGAGUAUGGCGUUGCCAUCCCACCUGCUGAGUUUCCUCACUCCUGGAACACAGCUGAGAAGACCUACCACACACACCGGCGGCGACGUUGGCUCAGGAAGCGUUUCCGGAACCUCGGCAGGGAGACUCAACAAAAUCAGAUGGCCGCUUUUCUCCAGCUGCACUUAGAUAUUAAAGUGAAAGAGGAUGUCUGGGAAUAUGCACCUCUCUACGGCUGGAGAUUCCACCUCCAGAGGCAACCAGAUGAUGUUUUUCGGCGACGUUGUUGGCGCAGGAAGCUUGCUCCGGUGGCACCCAGCCUGGUGGCACCCAUUUUCUACUUGGAAGGUUCCUUGGGUGUGGAGGUUGGAGACCGACAGAAAAAGAAAAAAACUGAAGCAGGAAGGAAAGAUGAAAAAGAGGAGGUGGAACUAGAGCCACCUGCUUCCCAAGGUCUCUUGAAGAAGAACACUCCUCUUCUCUACUGCGUCUUCAAGGGUCCAAUGUAUUUCCAGUUGCGCUGCUACAUGUACCAAGCCAGAGACCUUCUGAGAAGCAUUGUGAAAGGGACCGCAGAUCCUGUGGCUCAUGUCUCUUUCCUUCAUUUGAGCCACUGCACCCACGUUAUCAGCGGCACGUUGCACCCAUGCUGGGAUGAGACCCUCCUCUUUGAAGACAUUUUGAUUUAUGGAGAUCCUCAAGGGACGGCUCAGGAUCCCCCCAUUGUGGCCGUGGAGAUCUUUGACUAUGAUUCAGGCGCCCGAUCCAAUGAUUUUAUGGGAAGAUGCAUCUGCAUUCCAAUGGUGUGCCUGGAUCUGAAUGUACGAAGUAUACCCCGUCUCCAGAAGCAUCCUAUCACCAGAAACGAAGAGGAGAAUGGUUACCUCAUGGCUGCUUUUGAGCUUCUCUUGGAUAGGAAGGACGGAUCCAUGGGGAAACUUCCACCUCCUACUUGGAAAGUUGGUGUUUAUACAAUCCCCAAAGGAAUCCGGCCCAUUUUGCGGCUGAUGGCUGUGGAGAUUCUUGCCUGGGGUCUCCGAGACAUGAAGAAUUACAAUCUGAUGGUCGUGAACAAUCCUAGCCUCAUUAUAGAGUGUGGGGGAGAAUCCAUUCAGACAACCACCAUCAGGAACUUUCAGGAAUACCCAAAUUUUUCAAUUAACGUCUAUCUCAUGAAAGUGUACCUGCCUGUUGAUGAAGAUUAUUCCCCUCCCAUUGAACUGAAGGUGAUCGAUCACCGCGAUUUUGGAUAUAAGCCAGUGGUGGGCCAAGCUACAGUCAGAUCUCUGAGUCAAUAUUACUGCAAUCCAUUGGAAGAAAGCAAAGUCCAUAACCUACCGCCCCGAGAGAUUGACCAGCUUCAAAUUAUGGUCUUGGAGGAAAGCGAAAGAAAAGAAGAUCGACAAGCUCAGCAUCUUAGCCACUGA
Messenger RNA from Notechis scutatus (mainland tiger snake), 3738 nucleotides. The record is from RefSeq and is a predicted model, not a curated record. NCBI's taxonomy places the organism in Eukaryota, Metazoa, Chordata, Lepidosauria, Squamata, Elapidae.